This is a messenger RNA of Darwinula stevensoni, 1134 nucleotides long. The record is from the annotation of a GenBank genome assembly. Lineage: Eukaryota; Metazoa; Arthropoda; Ostracoda; Podocopida; Darwinulidae.
CAUGGCCGCGCCCACUGCCGGGUUCCAACCGAAUCAAUUCCAUGUGCAUCAAGCGCUCGUUUAGCUUUCAUCCUGCUGUGUUGCUCUAAUUUUGCGUCUAAUAAGUCUUCGCAUAAAGGUGAGAAAUAUGGGAGACUGGGGACUCUUGAAACAAGGAGCUGAAGCCCGAAUCUUCAAGGGAGAAUUCUAUGGGAGACCGUGUCUCUUGAAGGAGAGAUUCAAGAAGAACUAUCGACAGCCUGCCCUUGAUGAACUUCUGACCAAGGAGCGAACCAAGGCUGAAGUCCGCAUGCUUAUGAAGUGCCGACUUAUCGGCUUACCUAUUCCUGCAUUAUUUCUGGUCGAGCUGGAGAAAGGACGGAUUUAUAUGGAAUAUUUGGAAGAUGCCAUUACUGUGAAGGACCGCAUUUCAAGUCUGGAAGGAGGGGGGGGAGGCGAUAGGACUAGUCAAGAGAUGAAGCGGUUGGCUGGUCUGAUAGGACAAUCUCUUGGAAGAAUGCACUCUCACAAUAUCAUCCAUGGUGACCUGACCACGUCUAACAUGCUCCUCCGUCUUUCUGCCGCAAACCGACUCUACUUGAUCGACUUUGGACUGAGCUUCGUGGAUGGAAGAAGUGAGGAGAAAGGUGUGGACCUCUAUGUACUGGAACGAGCCAUUCUCAGCACUCAUCCCAACUGUGAUGCAUUGUUCCAAGAAAUCCUUCAGGAGUACGCAAAGGAAUACAUCACGGGUGGUAAAGAAGUGCUGAGGAAGUUGGACGAUGUGCGACUUCGUGGUCGAAAGAGAACUAUGGUUGGCUGAUGGAACAAUGAAUGUUCUUUAUUUGCAAUUCUCUGAAUAUUGUCAAUGAGCUAUCCUGAUCACAGAUGAAGUAACAGCUUCAAAGUACAGAGAUAGUACCCAAUAAUCACAAACUUCAACCCAUAAUAACUUCUUUUGCUAGGUGAAAUUGAGUACAAGUCAGUAUUCCACGUUUCUCAGAAACAGGGGGGAAAAAAAGCACAGAGAAAAUGGAAGCCCCAUGGAAUGGAAUAGGAAGACAUUUGUUAUGACCCCAUUACAGCUUGGAUGUCAUUCCACCAGCAGCCACAAAUGUCUCUCCUGUGAUGUAAGAUGCAUCUUGGGAGCAGAGG